Molecule: messenger RNA, 708 nt
Organism: Aspergillus aculeatus ATCC 16872
Lineage: Eukaryota; Fungi; Ascomycota; Eurotiomycetes; Eurotiales; Aspergillaceae
Product: putative RING finger protein
Exons: 2
Coding region: 1-708 (235 amino acids)
Source: RefSeq, a predicted model, not a curated record
AUGGUUGACGUCUCGUCGGCCGCCAUUCUCGGCUACUUGGCCCCCGUCUGCAUUGCCUUCUUCGUUUUUGUUGCUUGGUAUGUCAGACGCCGCGAGCGUACCCGUAACCUGCACAGCAACGAUGCCGAGACUGCCCCCAUGGGGUCCAGUCGGGCCGUGAUCUCCAGCCGUGACGUGGAGAGACGCUUCCCCCAGAUGAAGUAUAGCGACUGGCUCAGUUCUAGGACCAGGUGCAUGCCCGCCAAGGAUGCCACCGAGGCGAGGGUUUCUUCCGUCGCUGCUGAUACUACCUCUGUCGAUGCUAAUGAAAUCGCCCCGGUCAACGACGCUCCGCGCUCUGAGGAAAUGCCUACAGAUACGCCUCGUCAGGUCCCUGGUUGCGAUGGGCCAGCCCCUACUGCUUUUGACAUUAUGCACGCAGCCCCCGGUACAGGAGAGAGCUUCGACAGGGCAGAUUCCAGCAGAGAGUGCGUUAUCUGCAUGGAUGAGUUUCACGGGCCAGACUUCAUUCGUCCUCUGACGUGUGGUCAUAUUUUUCACGUGUCCUGCCUAGAUCCCUGGCUAACCCGCCGCCACGCAUGCUGCCCCUUGUGCAAGACAGACUACUGUAACGCAAGGGCUUCACGCACCGGGUGGCUCCGUUCCGGGUCUGGCCCAGCUGUUCCGCAGGCAGUUCUGAUCCGUACCGACCUCCUUCCGCGUCUCUGA